ACUUUCCAGAUAGGAAAGGUGAAGCCCAGAGAGAUUAAGUUGCACACCAGAGGUGACACAGCUAGUAAGUCGCAGAGCUCAGCCCUCCAACCCAGCUGACGGGUGCCACAGCUGUGACUGCGUGGCUGCAGCACUCCAUACACAUCACCCUCCCUAGAAAUGACACCAGGGCUGAGCAGAGUCACAAGCCACAGGAUCGGAGGGUCUGGAUGUCACCAAAAAUCUCCAUAAAAGAAACAUUUGCCCCCUCAAAACCCUCAAGCAUCAGAUGUUAAAAUAAUCCCCUGGUUUGUUCCCCGAAUUUCACAACUUGUCUUGCUGCUGCCUUUGUUACUGCAUGUCUCUCCCCUCAGGCUGCUUCCCCUUCUGUGUAUCCCCAGGACCCAGCACUGUGAAGGGAUAAAUGAACCGAUUCAGAUACAAUUCUGCUUAAUAUCACUCAUUCACUCAACAAAUCCUGAAAAGCACCUGCCUUGUUCUAAGCACUGUCUUUGUGAUGCUUACCAUCCAAUAAGGCAGGAAGACAUUAAAUAAUUAUGUAAAUAAACUCUAGGAAAAAAAACAACUACUAUGAACAGUGCCGUUAGGAAAAGAACGGGGUACUGUGAAAGUAGACAACAGAAGCCUCUAAUUUCAUUGGGAGGGUGUUGGUGGCGGCCUCCAGAUGGGAAGAAUGAAGGGGGGUGGGGGAGUCCUAGGAGAGGAACUUGUUUAUGCAAAUAUCCUAAGGAGGGAAUGAAGGAUAGUGAACGUACCUGGAGUACAGUUGAUGGUCUCAUCUUGUCAGUCGUGGCCUGUGCUUCCGAGGAUCUGCCUUCAAUCAGGAGAAGGAAGAGGGAGACACCCUCCAUGUGUACAGUUUAACCCACUUCUGACAAGGACAGGGGGAUGGGGCCACAGACCAGCCUGAGCUCGACUCCCUGAUGGAACAAGCUCUGCCCUCAGUAUCUCUAUGUCCAGAAAUCUUGAGCCUGGUCACUUUUCCUUGGUCCCGUGUAAUUCAGAGAACUAGUCACUGCAAGGCAUUCUGUCUGGAAGCAAUUGGGAUGGUUCCAGAAGGGUGCAACCAGGGCCAAGGCAGGAUUCCAGCAAAGAGGGCUUUGCAGAAGAUACCGUCUGUGUGGCCAUGGCUGUGGGCUUCACCCAGGAGGGCUGAGGUGGGGCCAGAGUAGCACAGAGGGAUGGAGACCACUGCCCACUAACGGCCGCCUCCCUCUUCCUUGCCGCCCUCCCCAACUCCCAGAGAAGGCCCCAGGGCACAGCGCUGGCUUGCUGCUAGAAACCUGAAGGAAGGAGUUAAGAAGGCCGGGCUGAUGGCCACAGAGACAGAGCUGUGUUUAUCCAGGAAAAGAGGCCUUAACCCAAGACGCUGGAUUUGGCCCCUCUCGGCUUCGUGGAAAUCGGACUUUCAGCACUCCCAGCCCACCGCAUGUGGCUCUUGGAGAAAGCUGGCUAUAGGCUAGGGGCCGCGGAGCCCGAGGCCCGGUGGGCGCCCUCCAGCCUGUUUCUUAAGCGCCGCACCCCGGGCUCGCUCGCGCGCACCUGCCCCAACGUCCUCACCCCCGAUUGCAUCCCGCAGUUCUUCAUCCCGCCUCGGCUCCCGGACCCAGGCGACGCCGAGCCCCUCGGCGGGCGCGACGCGGGCAGGCGCGGCCUCCCCUCGGCCUGUUCGUUGCCGCACCUGGCGGGCCGCGAAGGCUGGGCCUUCCUGCCCGAGAGCCCGCACACGCGGCGGCGCGAGUCCCUGUUCCACCGGCCGCCGGCCGCCCGCUCCGGCAGGCUGCCCCCGGCGCAGUCGCGGCUGCACGUCUCCGCCCCGGACCUUCGCCUCUGCUGGGCCCCCGACAGUGAUACGGCCUCGUCGCCCGAUUCGUCGCCCUUCGGCUCGCCGCGGCCAGGCCCCGACCGGCCCCGGCCGCCCAGGCCGCGCUCGCUGUGCCCGCAGGAGGCGAGCUCGGCAGACGCCAGCCCGCCCGCGCCGCGCCGCGCCGGGCCGCCCGCGCCGCCGCUCUUCCACCUCGACUUCUUGUGCUGCCAGCUGCGGCCGACCAAGGAGAGCGUGCUGCGCCUCCGGCCCCGGGGCGGGCAGCUACGGCUCUCCGCCGAGUACCAGGCCGGGCUCGGGAGGCUGCGGCUGCGCCUGGUGAGCGCCGAGGGCCUGCCCCUGUCGCGGGCCGGCCCCGGGAGCGGCGGCGGCGGCUGCUGCGUGGUGCUGAGGCUGCGGCCGCGCGCCCGACCGCAGGCCCUGCGGAGCCGCGUGGUCAAAUGCAGCGCCACCCCCAUCUUCAAUGAGGACUUCUUCUUCGAUGGGCUCGGCCCGCCAGACCUGGCCGCCCGAAGUCUGAAGGCCAAGGUGCUGGAUAGGGGCGCAGGGUUCCGCAGGGACGUGCUGCUGGGGGAGUGUGAGACGCCUCUUAUAGCCCUGCUGCCCCCCUUGGGCGGUGGGCUAGGUCCCGGGGCCUCCCUGGCGCCUGCCCAUCUCAGCCUGUAGACUGAGAGACUGUCUCUUCCUCAGGAGGUCCCCACCCGCUCUGCAGUCCUCAGUCUUUCCAUCUGCCCGGCAUGUAUUUAUUUUUGCUAAUAAAAUGUCUCUCUCUAGCA
This is a messenger RNA of Vicugna pacos (alpaca), 2601 nucleotides long. The record is from RefSeq and is a predicted model, not a curated record. Lineage: Eukaryota; Metazoa; Chordata; Mammalia; Artiodactyla; Camelidae.